GUCAAAAUUACCCGGCCCUUUUAUAGGGUUAAGGGUUUGCAUGGUGAUGAGUUGUGUGGUUCUGAGAAGAACCAGUUGAUUAUUUAACUCGACGUUUCGAACAGUAUGCUCUGUUCGCCAUUCCCCAGCAGGCUGCCGGACUCUUGCUGGUGGAGUAGUUUAAGUAGUGGAUGCUACGUUCAGUAGUCCGUUGAGGCGGGAGAUUCUGAAACACGAUGCUAAGUUCGGUUGACCGUUAAGGGAGAACAUAUCGAAGAGGAGAAAACUUAACUAAGAAGUUUUGAGGCAUUUUAAUCGAUGCGAGAGUGUUAGGGGAUUUACACAAGAGAACAAAGGCGACUUUUUUGGGAAGUGAUGGAUUUAUUAGGCCUAUAAUUGUACAGGAAAAUAGGCGAGGAUCUUGAGCGCAACAAGCUUUAGCAGGUUGGGUCUGGACUUGAUAAUUGAUUUCUUGUUAUAUACACACGGGGAAUUUCCAAAUUGAUAACCAAAGGUAUCGGUAUCUGUAAUUAUUUUAACUGUCGGCUUCCAUAAACGUUUCAUUUCUUGAAGUAUGAACAUUUCAUUGUUUGAAGUAUUGUUUGAAGUGUUCAUUUCAUGAGAAACUUUAUUUGUUUCCGCAAUAUCGCACUGUGUACCAGUAGUACGCUUUGUACCUCAAGGAACAGAGAUAAGUUAAUGAUCCACCAUGAUUUCCUUGAAUUCAAGGUAACUAAAAUACUAAGUUAACAACAUUUAUUACUGAAACUUGUUAAGAAUACUGCCCACAGUUAUUUGUAUCGAAAAACAAAAGGAAAGCCUGAGAAAACAACGCAGGCAAGAAAACUAGAGCCAAAAAUACUAACAAAAAUGCACGAAAUCAAACCUUCAAAAGACACUAAAUUAAUGUCGAAAGAAUUAAGACUGUGGGUGUGGCAUCUUUAUCGUAGUUACCUGUUUUUGGAAAAAAAACCUUCUCCUCCCCCCCCCCCCGAAAAUGUGGUUCUGGAUCUAUUUUCUACUUUUAGUUUUUUGGGCACUAGAUCUAGGCUUGAACUUCCCUACUGAGUCAAAGAAAUUUCUUUUGGUUUUGAUAGUUCGUUUGGUAGGCGGGUCGGACUCCAUGGAAGGUCGAGUGGAGGUGUUCUGGAACGGUGCUUGGGGGACGGUCUGUGAUGACUUGUGGGACCUACGAGACGCAACCGUUAUCUGCCGGGAACUGGGUUUUGGAGAAGCGUAUGCGGCUCCCCGUAAAGCUGCAUUUGGUGAGGGAACCGGAGACAUACUGUUGGAUGAUGUUCAUUGCACGGGUAACGAGGAGACAGUGUUUGAUUGCCAGGCAAUAAAGGGAUCGGGACACAACUGCGUGCAUAGCGAGGAUGCCGGGGUUCGAUGUAAUCCUGAUCAACCGCCAGAGAUUACCUGCCCACCCAAUCGGACGAUUCAUACAGAUCUUAACCAGAACUUCGCAACAUUUACCCUCCCCGAAGCAGCCUCUGCAUCCGACGACAGCGGACAUUUCGAAAUCGCAAUUGACUUGGAUGGUUCUACACACCGUGUUAAUGACGUAGUCAGUUUGAGUCUUGCCAACUCCCCAUACGUACUGCAAUACACUGCAAGUGAUGCAAACAACAACGUUGCAACGUGCCGCACGCAAAUCACCGUUCUUGAUACUCAGCCGCCAGAGAUAACCUGCCCACCCGAUAAGACCAUCGAGACAGAUACAAACCAGAACUUCGCAACAUUUACCCUCCCCGGCGCAGCCUCUGCGUUCGACAACAGUGGACAUUUCGAAAUAACCAUUGACGUUGAUGAUUCUACGCACUGUGUUAAUGACACGGUCAGAUUGAGUAUGGCAAACUCCUCAUAUGUACUGCAAUAUACAGCGAGUGAUGCAAACAACUAUGCAACGUGCCGCACGCAAAUCACCGUUAUUGAAAAUAAGCCGCCAGUCAUCACCUGUCCAUCCGAUCAAACCACCGAGACGGAUACAAACCAGAACUUUGCUACGGUCAUCCUUCCUCAUCCUGUCUCUGCAUACGACAACAGCGGAUGGUUCGAAAUCACCAUUGACGUAGAUGGUUCCAUGCAUCUUGUAAAUGACAGCAUCAGUUUGAGUCUUGCGCAGUCUGUGCACACAUUGCAGUACACUGCCAAAGAUGCCAUCAACAACGUUGCAAACUGCAACAUGCAAAUCACAGUCAUAGAUCUGACCCCACCUACUUUCACCACCGGUUGCCCGGGCGACAUUUAUCGUCUAGUGGACCUCAGCAUAGAAUCAGUCCCCGUGGCGUGGCCUAACGUGACAGCAUCAGAUCCAAACUCGCCGUUGCUAUGGAACCCUAGCCAUCACCCUGGUGACAUGUUCCCCGUGGGUAAUGUUACCAUGGUAACCUACACAGUUGCAGACCAAGACGGGAACGUUGCGUCUUGUAACUUCACCGUGACAGUGACAGUGGUGAAACUCGUCUGCCCAGCCAAUUUCUCGGCAUUAGCAAGUCCUGGCUCGACCAGUACCAGUGUGAGCUGGUUGGAACCGGAUCUAACUGGAUGGGACGGACCUACAAACUUCACCUCAAGUUGCAAUCCUGGUGUUGAAUUGUUGAUAGGAACUCACCGAGUAGACUAUCAGCAAUCGUUUGCAGCAUACAAUCUGCACUUCGAAUGUUCACUCUUUGUUGUGGUACAAGGUCAGUGCCCAACCAACACAACCAAUGACGGUCUGAGAUGGCCUGUAGCAGUAGCUGGAUCCACUGCCAAGUCUGUCCAACGAUGUCCACUGACAACUGAAAAUGCCGGUCAACCCGUAGCCGUCCGAAACUGUUCAAAGUUGGAGGCUCCUCUCUACUUCCGAUGGGAGGAGCAGGAGACUCGUGGCUGCGGGGACAAGAAGGAAGUGUCUCUCGCAAACGUCGUCAAGGUUGAGGUUAGCAAAGGCAAUGCAGUCGAAGUGGCCGAGUUUCUAGCCAAUCGGACGUCAGAUUCAUCUAAGGAGGCAGCAGAUGUUGCGAUGGUUGCCAGCAUUUUGGAGAACAUCGUUAAAGCAGGAUCGGGGGACAAAGAGGUGACAGAACUAGUGCUGGAGACUGUCAGCAAUGUCAUCAUGAGUGUUUGGCCUGAAACUCCUGACUCCGAGCCCACUCAUAUCGAGGCUGGUACCUCCUCAGCCAUCGUUAAAUCCGUAGAGACUCAAAUCUCCCUGACACUUCAGCAAGAGGGUAAAGUCAGUAUACGUCAGGACUCAAUCCACGUGGAGGCGGUCAGUCUUGAACCAAACCAGACCGGGAACGGACUCAGCUUCAUGUCCGUGAAACAGUCAAAUGUGACGUAUCCUGGACAAGGGUCACCGCAAGAGGGCACCCUUGCCGGUACCGAGGUCGAGACUUUGAACUCUAGUGUGAUACCGAGGGAUCUCGAUGUCUUGGCAUCGGCUCGGUUGCCUGGCAACAUCAUCAAUUUGUUACCGUCUCCUAAUGCUCAGCUGAAAGCCAGUUUCCUGAUCUACGCUGAUGACACGUUGUUCCAGUCUGCUUCGAUCAGAGAGCAUCGAGGGGAGGGUAACUCGACUCGUAAGGUCGCUGGAUCUGUCGUCUCACUGACUGUGGAGAAUGUUGAACUUGUCAACCUCACAGAACCAGUCGUGAUUGAAUUCAAGGAGGAAUCAAGCGAAGGCCAAUGCGUGUCCUGGGACUUUGAGCUGGAAGAUGGAGUCGGCGAUUGGACAACAGAUGGAUGCGCGCUUGCUGAAAUGACCAAUAAGACGAUCGUGUGUAAUUGCUCUCAUGCCACCAACUUCGCAAUCCUAGUGGAUGUGAAGGGCCAAGCACCUGACGAUAAAGAUGACACUCCUGCUAAGCGAGCGCUUGAUAUCAUCAGCCAGGUUGGCGCUGCACUGUCAAUCAUAGCUCUGGCUAUCACGCUGAUCAUAUACUUAGCUAUCAGGAAACUGCGAAGAGGCAAAUCUCGUCAGAUCUUCAUCAAUUUCUGCUUCUCGUUGUUCAUGCUGUACAUCGUGUUCGUUGCCGGCGUCGACAAUGCUAAGGGUUCCGGAGGUGGUUGUGUGUUCGUGGCUGCUUUACUCCACUACUUGACUCUGUCCACUAUGAUGUGGAUGGCCGUUGAAGCCAGGAACAUGUACGUCAGUACGGUGAAGGUGUUCCCUGAAGACACGCCUCGAUACGUGCUCAAGGCUUGCCUCAUCGCUUGGGGUUCACCAUUGAUUGUGUUGAUAAUCACAUUGGCUGCAGCAUCACAUCACUUUGCCAACGAACAUUACUGCUUCCUUGAGCCUGGUCUUGUGCUGUACCUCGGCCUCCUUGCUCCCAUUGGUCUCAUCCUCCUCCACAACAUCAUCACCUUCAUCUUGGUCAUGCGCAGUCUCCUGAAGGUCAAAGAGGCAUCUCGCUCCCAGCAGAUCUCCAAACGCCUCCAGAAUGCCGUGGGAAUCUCCGCCCUUAUGGGCUUGACCUGGUGUUUUGGGUUCCUGGCCAUCGAAGAAGCGAGUUUUACCUUUCAACUCAUCUUCUGUCUGGCCAACUCCUUGCAGGGCGUGCUUGUGUUCCUCAUGUUCUGCGCUCGACGCGAGGAGGUCCGCGACGCCUUUGCACCCUACAUGAAGCGCAUCUGCUGCGGUCGGGAAUUGCACUUGCCAAAGCGGUCAUAUGACGUGGCCUUGGUUUCAAGCACUGCUUCUCAAUCCAUCAGUUCCCCUUCUAGCAGUGUCGUCACCAAAUUUGACGUGUCCGCUACUGACUUCCAGGAGAGCGUGGUGGUCCUCAAGUAUAAGACAUCUGAUCAAGACAUCUGAAUGUUUUCCUUGGAAAAUUGAGGGGACUGAAACACUUAAAUUGAAUUUCAUUGUUGACAAAAUGCAGGAUUGAAGAACACCAUAUCAACUAUCCAGUUCGUUAGUAAAAACGUCACGCACGCGCGUGCACCACUGAUUGCUAGCGCCCAUUGGAUAAUCACUCAAGUUGUACGGCGUUAUCUUCCGGUUCCAAUUCUUCACAUGCUACUUAAUGGCAAGUGGGCGUGGUUUAACCUGAACUGACGAACGAACCUGAUACAUUUGACAAUGGCAUACAGCUGGUACAGAAUGACAAACCUCCUUUGGAUGAAUAAAGAACGACCAAGUAGAAAUUCAAUUUAAGUUGUAACUUCGAGUCUCGACUGGCCGAUUAGCAAGGCAUUUAUCAGAGAUAUGAAUGCGGCACACAAUAAUAACUUUUUCGCUCGAUGAAAUUUAAUCAAGAUCAGAAAUGAAGGGAGUUUGUCCUCUUUACAAGAAUUUCUUUGAUUGAAAAGGAAAAAGCUUACAAAAUGCACCAGGUCUUGGAAAGGGAUGGCAGGGAAAAUUACAACAGAUUAUGGUAUAAUAUUGUGUAUGCUUCGAUACAGUUUAACAAAAACACAUAUCUUAUUCAAUUAUAUAUAUCUAUACUUUUAACGUUGCUGAGUGUACCUAUUAAAGACACAUAAAAUGCUAACAUGAAAUGUUUCUACAUAAACUGUAAAAAGUUAGCCAUGCUUGCUUUGUCGGGAAAUUUGUCACUCCUAGGCCUCCUUGCAAAUUUGCAACAACCGCAAUCGAAUACCACGUAUAACUUAAAAAGCAUGUACACAAUUCGCUGAAUCUUUCAUUAUCAUACCAAACGAUAACGAUUUCUCUUGGGAGCCGGGGGAUGCAUGAUCAAAACUCCUCCGAUGAUAUUUGUUCUGCGGUACAGUUGGGGAACCCAUAUGCUUUUGUGUGGGUUGAUAGUUAUAUACUGACCUAAACAAGGAUAUAGUGCUUGUUAUGUACACGCAGAUUACUGUAGAUGCACAUUAUAUAUAUCUUAUAUAUAUUUUUUUUAGGCCUACCCAAACUUCAUGUUUAACCAUGCGAACAAAAUGAAGAUAAAAUAGAAUGAAAUACAUAGUAAAAAAGUAAAACCUAUGUUUCCGUAAAUGUACAUGUACUAUUAAUGGUUAUGCAGAUAAUACUUAACUGUAAAAAAAAGAUUUGAUAUACGAAGCCUCCUUUUAUUGAAAUUUUAAGUAGUACCCAGAAUGAUUGAAUAACGUUCUUUUGUAGCCUUAUUACUGCACUGUACGCAGAUGAUUCGUCAAUUUCAUUGUUCAUUUAAUGAUUAUACAGAUAAUUAUUAAUUGUAAAGAUUUGUUAUACGAAGCCUAUUUUUGUUAAAUUUUUUAAAGGGCCCAUGUAAUGUAAUGUGAUUUGUUAAUGCAGUCCUUGUAAAUGCAACUUCGUGUCCCAUUUAACCUUAUUUUGAAUUUUCAUUUUGCCAUGUAUAAGUGCAUUUUGGUGUCUUUUUGGUGUUUAUGCUAAUUCGAAUUUUCGAGAUUUAUGAGCAAUAACAGUGAUGUAAUUUUGGGCAGAAAAAUUGCCAUAAUUUUGGA
Molecule: messenger RNA, 6381 nt
Organism: Patiria miniata (bat star)
Lineage: Eukaryota; Metazoa; Echinodermata; Asteroidea; Valvatida; Asterinidae
Exons: 18
Coding region: 977-4786 (1269 amino acids)
Biological process (GO): G protein-coupled receptor signaling pathway; cell surface receptor signaling pathway
Cellular component (GO): membrane
Molecular function (GO): G protein-coupled receptor activity
Source: RefSeq, a predicted model, not a curated record